AUGCCACAACCCUAUGGCAGAGAUACGGGGACAGCGCAAGGGUCGCAAUCAAACUGUAGCUCAACGCAGGUCACACACGCUUGGGGAGGACGGAUAUCCGCAGAUAGUACUUGGGCUCAAGAUUUUUUUUCCGGGCAGCUACAAGCCGAGGUAGGAACCACGCGACGCAGUAGCAGCACAGACGGGUUGCUGAGCAGGCUAACCGGGCGUCUUCAAAGACCGUUUUGUGUCUCCAAAGAAAACUCCGUGGUGGUGUGGUAUGUCGCUGAUGGAAGGCGAAAGGGCGGUCGAGAUUCGAAGGCAGAUAAUACAAGAGGUUUAAGAGGGCAACAAUCAGCGAAAUCAGAUCACUUGGGCGCACUUUUAAAAACCAUUGGCGACAAGCAACAUACCACUACUAUUCUUAAAGGGCGGCGGGCGGCGGGCGGCGGCGACUCGACUAGCCUUAACGAAAUCGCCAGCGAGCUCCCCCGGGUGCGAACCGCAGCCAACGAGCCAACAGCAACGCACCAGCAAGUCGACCACGGCCGCGCGCCAAAACGGCCCCAGGGUGAAAAGAAAGCCCCCAAAAGUUUCUGGAAGACUGCUGGCGGACCCUGCACCGGAGACAUGGCGCCAGCGAACGAUUUUUCAAACCAGUCGCGUCUCGGUGGCCCCAUUCAGCCCAACCGACUAGUGGCAUCAAGAUUGGGAGGGUGGUGGCACACCAGGCAGCCGGGGGCUGCAAGAGGACAGCUCAAGCCCUCAGCAUUGCAGGCAAAUAUCGACCGACUGACCAAUGUGGCCGAUUUUCGAACUGCUGAAAAGACCUGCAACCAUUCAAAACUAGGGGGCUACUUGGCGCGCUCUAUUGUCUCAAAAGUCAAAUCGUGGCGCAUCCGCCUCGAAAGGAGGAUCGAUGCCCCUGCAGGCAAGAGGACGUCAACAGCAGACAAAGUGGAGUCAGUCCGCCAUGUUGAUCAAAGCAGCCCUCCUCCAAACAAGAAAACCAAUUUUAAUCGAAGUUGCGAAAAGGGACUCCCAAAUGAAUGCAUCAUUCAACAGGGUUGCGGGCUGUUGUGGAAGCUCACAACGCAGCCAAAAAUUACCUGGAUCCAUGCAUUCUAG
Messenger RNA from Histoplasma capsulatum G186AR, 1107 nucleotides. RefSeq lists its product as uncharacterized. The transcript has 5 exons. The coding region runs from base 1 to 1107 and encodes 368 amino acids. The record is from RefSeq and is a predicted model, not a curated record. NCBI's taxonomy places the organism in Eukaryota, Fungi, Ascomycota, Eurotiomycetes, Onygenales, Ajellomycetaceae.